Messenger RNA from Elaeis guineensis (African oil palm), 1632 nucleotides. RefSeq lists its product as uncharacterized. The record is from RefSeq and is a predicted model, not a curated record. Lineage: Eukaryota; Viridiplantae; Streptophyta; Magnoliopsida; Arecales; Arecaceae.
UUCCUUUUUUUUCUUUUUUUUUUUUUCCGUUCAUCUUCUCAACAAGGCAUUAUGGUAAGAGGAGCGGUCUUAGCCUUGUCGCCAGAAGAAAAACUGAUAACGGCUUCUAUAUUUUAGUUCUCUUUCGGUAGUUUCGUUCUGCCGUGCAAGUUUUGCAUUUGGAAAUCUAGAGUUUUCAACGCGGAUUGCCCAAACCCAUUCCUUCCUUUUACCCAACCAAACCCCCGAACUCACCAACUUCGCAGAAGUUGAGGUGGCGGGGGGAAGAGAGAGAUGGUGAAUUGGGAGCUCAAGCACUGCUGCGAUCACGAUCAGGUCGUCUUCAUCGUGACCAUCGGCGUCUUCACCGUCAUCAUCCUCGCCUUGUGGAGGACGGUAUUGCUGACCCCUUUCAAGCUCGUCACGGUGUUUCUCCACGAGACCAGCCAUGCUCUUGCGUGCAAACUAACAUGCGGGCAGGUGGAAGGCAUGGAGGUUCAUGCCAAUGAGGGUGGGGUCACGCGAACCCGUGGUGGCAUCUACUGGCUAAUUUUGCCUGCUGGGUAUCUAGGAUCAUCAUUUUGGGGAAUGGUUUUCGUACUUGCAUCUACGAACCUUCUCACUACAAGAAUUGUAGCUGGUUGCUUUAUAGUCGCAUUGCUUAUUGUCCUUUUUGUUGCUAAAAAUUGGACACUUCGAGGACUGUGCAUAGGCUUCAUCAUAUUCCUUGCGAUCAUUUGGCUUUUACAAGAAACUACGAAGGUCCGCGUUCUUCGCUAUAUCAUUUUGUUCAUAGGUGUAAUGAACAGCUUAUUUUCAGUUUAUGAUAUAUAUGAUGAUUUAAUAUCCCGAAGAGUCCACUCAAGUGAUGCUGAGAAAUUUGCUGAGAUUUUCCCUUGCCCUUGUAAUGGUGUAGCAUGGGGGGUUAUUUGGGGUCUGAUAUCAUUUGUGUUUCUUUGCGGAUCCAUUUACCUUGGUCUUGUUAUUUUGUCAUAAGCCCUGAUCAACACCCGGACUUGAUUCCUUAGCUGCCCUUAUUUAUGUAUUGGAGGUUUGAAGAGAUCAUGAGCAGGGCCACAGGUAUGAGGUUUGAUUAAGUUGUAGCAUGUCAGAUAUGUGCCAUUUGCCUCUCUCAAAAAUUAAGAAGGGUGUUGAACAGCUCGAUCAUGGUGGCUGAUAUAAUUGAGCUCUGUUUGCAUGCAUGUUGGCAUCGGAGAUGAAUGGAAGAGCAUAGUCCGCUCAGCCACACAUUCCCCUUUUAUGUAAAGAUCAUGAAUCAUUGCUUCCAUGCUGUAAAAAGAUGUUCAUGGUGGUCAAAGAAUUACUCUUGUAAGGCUUGUCUCAAAAGGCUGUCAUCUCUUUCCCCACCACAAUUGAUUGAUUUGGGGUGGGGACAGAGAAGGGGAUUUGGUAUGACGCACUAGCAGGCAGGUUUCAUCUGUAUAUAUGGUGGAUUACAUGCCCAUGCACCAUCUUGUAUAAUGUAGCAGUAUCUUUGACUAUCUCAGGAUUUAUCUAGUGGAUGAGAGGCUCCCACAAUUGCAGGAUCUAGGAAAGAUAAGAUGUACACAGUCUUAUCCCUGUAUAUAAAUAGUCCAUUUUCAUAUUUUGAAACUCAUUUGAUGCUCAGACCACUAUGGAGCACUCUUAUUG